Saccostrea cuccullata (small rock oyster) is the source of this 392-nucleotide messenger RNA. RefSeq names its product ESF1 homolog. Lineage: Eukaryota; Metazoa; Mollusca; Bivalvia; Ostreida; Ostreidae. The record is from RefSeq and is a predicted model, not a curated record. Gene Ontology annotation, biological process: rRNA processing. The transcript is spliced from 3 exons. The annotation marks the transcript as partial. Gene Ontology annotation, molecular function: RNA binding.
AAGAUGAUGUACCUGUAAUUGAUGAUGAUGACAAUGAUAAUGAAGAUGGCAAUGAGGAGAGACAGAUACAGAAAUACCACAGUCUCCUCCAGUCGUUAGAUGACGACAAAAACCAGAAGAAAAAGAAAGAGGUCGAAAUGGAGGUCACAUGGGAACCAGGUUUAAAAGAGACAACAGAGAAGAUUGUGAAACAUAAAGAAAAGACGAAAGACCAGACUCCAUGGGACCAGUAUCUAAUGAAGAAAAAAGAGAGGAGACAAAGAAAGAAAGAAGAAAGAAUGAACAGAAAAAUGACGAUUGAUAAAGAACCAGAGGAGAGGGCAGCCUUCAGUGAUGACGAUCUACCAGUUAGGGUAGACGAGGAUUUAUUCUUCAAACAGAGUCCUUCGUGA